Drosophila serrata is the source of this 737-nucleotide messenger RNA. Its product is annotated as 23 kDa integral membrane protein-like. The record is from RefSeq and is a predicted model, not a curated record. Lineage: Eukaryota; Metazoa; Arthropoda; Insecta; Diptera; Drosophilidae. Gene Ontology annotation, cellular component: plasma membrane.
UCGGACGAAAUCGAUCCACAAACUUUUUGAGGUUAUACUUGAAGGACUUUAAUAAAUAUCACACCAUGGGUUGUCUAUCAUCCACUUUCAAAUACAUCCUGUAUGCAAUUAACUUGAUCUUUGUGAUUAUUGGCGUUCUGCUGAUAAUAUUCGGAUCCCUAAUGGUGGCCAGCAUGCAAAACGCCACCGAUUUCGAGGGUUCGACAAAGUCGUUAGCCUUUCCGGUGUCCGUCCUUGUAAUUGGAUGUAUCACCUUUCUGGUGGCCUUCUUCGGGUGUUGCGGAACUAUUAAGGAAAACGCUUGUCUUACAACAACGUAUUCCGUAUGCAUGCUUGUUCUAUUUUGCCUCCAAAUAUCACUAUCGAUUUGGCUAUUUGUUGAAUCCGACGUUUUUCUUGGUUUAAUGAGCGAUAUAGUGGACGCGUCUUGGACUGAUAAUAAUGCCGAACACAACUAUCCCAUGGAUAAUCUGCAAUUGACCUUCAACUGCUGUGGCAUCGUGGGAUACCAGGAUUAUGGCACUGAGGUUCCAGCCUCCUGUUGCGGCUACUCUGAUCGAUCCAAGCGGUGCGAUGUGUCCAUCUAUUCCCUUCGUCCCGGCUGUAAGACGGAAUUCGUCGAUUUCUGGUCCUCCAACAUGGUCGUCAUCCGUUGGAGCAGUAUUGUCAUUGCACUGGUGGAAUUGGUUAUAUCUGCCGUUUCCUGCCGUCUGGCCAACAAAAUGAGUAGAUAUUGA